AUGGAGGCACUUGAUCCUCUUGUUGUGCUGAUUCUUUGGGCUGCUCCGGCUCGUUGUCGGCUUCGUCAAUAUCUUGCAUUAGUUGUUGAAGCUCUGGAUCGUCGUCCGCUCCCGGUGGAGCUCUCUGAUUUUCUCAUCUCCACAUUCUCCGCUCUUUCAAUCUCACCAGGUAUAAACAACACUAAUAGCACCUCAUGGGGUCUCUCUACUUCACCUUCUAAAUCUUCCUUUUUCCUGCGUACGACACAUCACCGUCUCCGAUUAGCCAUAAGAUCCAUGGAGGAAGUGUGGAAAGAUAUUACUCUCCCCUCACUUAAAGACCGCCCUGCUGUCUCCACCACACCCAACAAUCCUAACUUUCCCGACAUCAUCCUUCUAGACCAUUUUGCUAGACCCAUCAAUAAUAAACAAACUCCAACCCUAGGAACAUUACAUGUCUCCAAUGACAUUUCUCUUUCUCAAGGAUCCGCGAUUUUAGGCUCCCGACCACCCACUCCCGCCACAAUUUUGACCUUGAAUUCCUGCUCGGACUUGCGGUACGUCGACAUCGGUGGCCCUUUGAGGUCCAGCCCAACACUCAACGCUCCUACCGGUUUUGCUGCAGCUCCAUCUUUUGGUUCUUCUCACAACACUAGUGUUCAUGGGUUUGAUUCUUCGCCAGUUUUCCCUACUUUUGGCAGAAAAAGGGCUCCAGAAAUUAAUGAAAAAUCCAACGAUAUGAGGCAUAAGCGAAUGAUGAAGAACAGAGAGUCAGCUGCUCGGUCAAGAGCCAGAAAACAGGCUUACACAACCGAGUUGGAGCUUGAAGUUGCUCAUUUAAAGGAAGAAAAUGCUAAGCUUAAAAGGCAGCAAGAGAAGUCGUUGUCAGCUCCAGAUCAGCCGCCAAAAAAGACUACCCUAAGUAGAACUUUAACAGCUCCUUUUUGA
Hibiscus syriacus is the source of this 927-nucleotide messenger RNA. Its product is annotated as protein FD-like. The record is from RefSeq and is a predicted model, not a curated record. Gene Ontology annotation, molecular function: DNA-binding transcription factor activity. NCBI's taxonomy places the organism in Eukaryota, Viridiplantae, Streptophyta, Magnoliopsida, Malvales, Malvaceae. The coding region runs from base 1 to 927 and encodes 308 amino acids. Gene Ontology annotation, cellular component: nucleus. Gene Ontology annotation, biological process: positive regulation of DNA-templated transcription. The transcript is spliced from 4 exons.